AUGUUCCAGGUUUUCUCAACACUCUGGCAGUCAAGCUGUGCCAUGCCACCCCGAUUGGUUCUCCUGUUGCCUGUGAUCUGUCAACUUACAGAGUCUGCAUGGGUCAGAGGCUCUGUCGAGGUCCCAGCUGGUGGCAUUGUCUUUCUAUCCAAAUUUUGUUUUGAUUGGAAGGAGGAUGCAAAUACUCGGCAUCCUGUGGGCAAAUUGCAGGCCACGCUGCACUGUGCCAAUCCAGGAGAUGGAACCCUCAAAUUUGUUUUGUUGGAUGACCAAGCCACGUCGUAUCCGGACAGCUCUGCCUUUUGGGGCUUCGGCUGCGACUCCGACAGGCUCAAAGCUGCAGCUCGUUGGACAGACGUCAUCAAUGUGUCCACCUUGGUUUCAGGCAAAGCGCCCAAAGCAGAAAUCUUCGAGACCCAUCGGCCACGGUGGUGGUAUGCUGCAAUUGUGGACUGUUCUGGCUAUGCAAGAACAAUUGAUUACACAGUGCAUAUGAUCAAUGUACACCUCGGUUUUCUGGAAGAAUUCUCCAUGGAUCGAAUUGGACCCGGUGGCGUCUACUUCUUCAUGGCCUUGUAUGCUCUUCUCGCUGCUUGCCAAAUGGCUGCUGUUCUGAAAAGGAGCACAAGUGCCAAGACACAGCAUCCGAUUCGGAUUCUGCUCACUGCAUGCGUCGGCGCUGCAGCAGUUGGAACUUUGUCGACUCUGAUAAACACCCUGUGGUAUGCUUACCAUGGAGAAGACCAAGCCAAUUUUUACCUGGCAGCCAAACUGCUGAAAGCAGGAUCCAAGUACAUGUUACUCGCCAUUCUGCUCCUUCUCUCCCGUGGAAGAUGUAUUUCAGUACCGCUUUAUGCUCGUGAUAUUUGGCAAGCAACUCGCAUCUUGCUUCCAAUGUACUUAUCGAGCAUUUGUUUGGAGGUGUGGGGAGAGUACGCCCAGUCCAGGAACUACACCACCGAUUUCGUGUACAAGACCCCAAUGGGUCUUUUGAUCAUUUGCAUUGAUGUUGGGAUUUUCGCUCUCUACUUGCGGAACUUAUGCAGCUCCUGGCGUGCUGAGACUGAUGCCAUCCGGCAGAGCUUCUAUCGCUGUUACGGCUUGAUCUACUCGGGCGCCUUCCUGUCGCUACCGGUUUCUGUCAUCAUCGUCCAAAGCUUUGCACCAUGGGUUCGCUCAGAAGUGAUUUUUAUAGUGUCCAAUGCAGCACAUUGUAUCUUUCUAGCACUACUCAUUGUUGGCCUUUGGCCUGACUAUGCGCAGCCCUUCUUCUGCAUCGAUCAGCCAUCCGCGUUGGCACAGACCUUUGGAGUCAAGACAGAGUUGCUCGAUGAAGGUCAGGAGCUGUGGCAACCACCCAGCUUGAACGGAGAUCUCGAGUUGAGGGCUGCGGUAUGAGGGUGACCUCCGCGCAGCUCAAAUACCCAUCCGGUUUCACGGUUUUGGUCGACCCAAACCCAGAGUCACAGUCGCAUCUCGCAGAUUUCGCAGAAAAAGGA
Messenger RNA from Cladocopium goreaui, 1499 nucleotides. Lineage: Eukaryota; Dinophyceae; Suessiales; Symbiodiniaceae. The record is from the annotation of a GenBank genome assembly.